Caenorhabditis briggsae is the source of this 573-nucleotide messenger RNA. The record is from RefSeq and is a predicted model, not a curated record. The transcript has 5 exons. The coding region runs from base 1 to 573 and encodes 190 amino acids. NCBI's taxonomy places the organism in Eukaryota, Metazoa, Nematoda, Chromadorea, Rhabditida, Rhabditidae.
AUGACCUACUCCGACCCUACAUGGACCAUAUCGAUAACUAAAAGUUGUCCGAAUAGUUCAUGGAGAAUGUUCGCAAGACCAGCAGGACCGUUUUGUAUAAAGGUAACGAGCUCAAACCAAGGGGUCUCCAGAAACAAUGCUACUGUUAUUUGCAAUACAACAACCAACGCUUGGUUGACAGGUUUCAAUGGAAUCGCAGAGUUUAAUUAUAUUUUUGACACCGCCCGAUCGCUAUUCCCAACGCCGCUCAACUACCAAUACCUGUCAGUUUGGUUUAGUGGACUCAUGAGAUCCACGUGCGCUGAUACUCCACAAACAACGAAUUGUACAGGAUUUGCUGCUUUCGGAGAAUUCCCAUCUCAAACAAACUGGGACCUAUACAAGUUCCCAUCUGGUUAUCCAAACUUCACGAUUCUGUCAUCUGGAUACUAUCAAAGGUGUCUACAAUUAGCAUGGAGUCAAGAAUUGACAGCUUAUAAUGGAAUGGUCAUUAAUGCGGCAUGUGAAUUCGCUUGCAAUGGAGAAAACAAAAUUUGUGCGUUUUCGUAUGCUUGUGGCGUUUUGGCCAGUUGA